ACGCUGACAGCAGUUGCACUUUACACCGUCGCCUCCGCGGUCCGACUGAGAAACGAUGUCCUCCGAGCCGAAGCGGCAGCAGCAGCGGCGCCCUCCGCAGCCCGGGCCCCGGGCGGCCUCCUCCUCCCCCCGCCCCGCCGGGCAGCCAUGAGCAUGCCGCCGCUCCGGCCUCCCCGACCCAGCCGCUCCGACACCCGCUCACCGCCAGCAAGAUGUAUUUCAACCGGAGAGCCAAGAAGAUACACAGCGAGGGAGAGCAGUUAGUGUUGUCCACCAUUAGGCAGGAGUCUUCUGAGCAGCAGGACCCAGACCAGGCGGGCGCCGGCGCCACCAUGCGCGCCCGCCUCACAGACAGGUUUGACAAAACCUCGCCUCUCUCCCAUCAAUCCAACGGUGCAGGACCCGCUUGCUCGUCCGCCGGUUACCGCAAGGCAGAUGAUGAGAUGUCCGGGACCACGUCCCAGGCGGAUCCGGUAGACGCCACUGCGCGGACGGUGUUCCUCAACCGGCCCCAGAAUACCAAGUUCUGCGACAACCACGUCAGCACCACCAAGUAUGGGGUUCUCACGUUUCUGCCCCGGUUCCUGUACGAGCAGAUCAGACGGGCUGCCAACGCCUUCUUCCUCUUCAUUGCGCUCAUGCAGCAAAUCCCUGACGUAUCGCCUACCGGUCGUUACACCACCCUGGUCCCUCUCAUCUUCAUCCUCACCGUGGCCGGGAUCAAGGAGAUCAUAGAGGACUAUAAAAGGCAUAAAGCAGACAACACCGUCAACAAGAAGAAGACAACAGUGCUGCGGAGCGGAGCUUGGCAGACGAUUAUCUGGAAACAGGUGGCAGUAGGCGACAUAGUGAAGGUGACCAAUGGCCAGCAUCUUCCAGCAGACAUGGUUAUAGUUUCCUCCAGCGAACCACAGGCCAUGUGUUACACUGAGACCUCCAACCUGGACGGAGAAACUAACCUGAAGAUCAGACAGGGUCUCUCGCUCACGGCCGGCUUGCAGACUCUGGAGGAUUUGAUGGCGAUGACCGGCCGUCUGGAGUGCGAAGGUCCAAACAGACACCUGUAUGACUUCACUGGGACGCUACGGCUAGAGAACCAAAACCCAGCUCCUCUGGGACCUGACCAGGUGUUGCUGCGUGGCGCCCAGCUCAGGAACACACAGUGGGUCGUGGGGAUUGUCGUCUACACUGGACACGACUCCAAACUGAUGCAGAACUCCACCAAGGCGCCGCUGAAGCGCUCCAACGUUGAGCGGGUGACCAACAUGCAGAUCCUGGUGCUGUUCGGCAUCCUGCUGGUCAUGGCUUUAGUCAGCUCCGUGGGCGCCGCCAUCUGGAACAGGGAACACACGGAGGACGCCUGCUGGUACCUGUCCCGCGCUGGUGACAUUUCAACGAACUUUGCCUACAACCUGCUGACGUUCAUCAUCCUGUACAACAACCUGAUCCCCAUCAGCCUGCUGGUCACUCUGGAGGUGGUGAAGUUCACACAGGCGCUCUUCAUCAACUGGGAUGUGGAGAUGUACUACUCAGAAACGGACACGCCAGCCAUGGCUCGAACGUCAAACCUUAAUGAAGAACUGGGCCAGGUGAAGUAUCUGUUUUCCGAUAAGACCGGAACUCUGACCUGUAACGUCAUGCACUUCAAGAAGUGUACCAUUGCCGGAAUUACAUAUGGCCACUUUCCUGAUCUUGACUGUGAUCGCUCAAUGGAGGACUUCAGCAAUCUGCCGUCCAACAGCAAUAACUCCACGGAGUUUGAUGAUCCAACUCUUAUUCAAAACAUCGAGAAGAACCAUCCGACAUCGCCUCAGAUCUGUCAGUUCCUCACAAUGAUGGCGGUGUGUCACACGGUGGUCCCCGAGCGGGAGGACGACCAGAUCAUCUACCAGGCCUCGUCUCCAGACGAAGGGGCGCUGGUCAAAGGAGCCAAAGGACUGGGAUUCGUCUUCACCGCCCGCACCCCUCAUUCAGUCAUCAUCGAAGCCAGAGGAAAGGAGAUGAGUUACGAGCUUCUCAAUGUGCUGGAGUUUUCCAGUAAUCGCAAACGCAUGUCUGUGGUAGUGAGGACGCCCGACGGGAAGCUGCGCCUGUACUGCAAAGGAGCUGACAAUGUUAUUUUUGAACGCCUGACUGAGUCGUCUCAGUACAAAGACCUGACUGUUGCUCACCUGGAACAAUUUGCUACUGAAGGUCUGAGGACGCUCUGUUUUGCGUACGUGGACCUCGAGGAAGGUGCGUAUCAGGAGUGGCUAAAGGAAUACAAUCAAGUCAGCACCGUACUCAAAGACCGCGCUCAGAAACUGGAGGAGUGUUACGAGCUGCUGGAAAAGAAUCUAAUGCUGCUGGGUGCCACGGCCAUAGAGGACCGCCUCCAGGCCGGCGUGCCAGAGACCAUCGCCACUCUGAUGAGGGCCGACAUCAAGAUCUGGGUGCUCACUGGAGACAAGCAGGAGACUGCCAUCAACAUAGGUUACUCCUGCCGCCUGGUGACGCACGGCAUGUCCCUCAUCAUCGUCAACGAGGACUCCCUGGAUGCGACCCGCGCCACGCUCACAGCUCACUGCUCCUCGCUGGGCGACUCUCUGAGGAAAGAGAACGAGCUGGCCCUGAUCAUCGAUGGCCAGACGCUGAAGUACGCCCUGUCCUUCGAGCUGCGCCAGGCCUUCCUGGACCUGGCGCUGUCCUGCAAAGCCGUCAUCUGCUGCAGGGUGUCUCCGCUGCAGAAGUCGGAGAUUGUGGACAUGGUGAAGAAGCACGUGAAGGCCAUCACGCUGGCGAUCGGGGACGGCGCGAACGACGUGGGCAUGAUCCAGACGGCUCACGUCGGAGUGGGGAUCAGCGGCAACGAGGGCAUGCAGGCCACCAACUCCUCGGACUACUCCAUAGCGCAAUUCUCCUACUUGGAGAAGCUUCUGCUGGUUCACGGGGCGUGGAGCUACAACCGCGUCACAAAGUGCAUCCUCUACUGUUUCUAUAAGAAUGUGGUCCUCUACAUAAUCGAGCUCUGGUUCGCCUUUGUGAACGGAUUCUCCGGCCAGAUCCUCUUUGAGCGCUGGUGUAUAGGCCUCUAUAAUGUGAUAUUCACUGCACUGCCUCCCUUCACUCUGGGCAUCUUCGACCGGCCGUGCAGCCAGCAGAACAUGCUCCGCUUCCCGCAGCUCUACCGAAUCACCCAGAACGCGGAGGGCUUCAACACCAAGGUGUUCUGGGGACACUGCAUCAAUGCACUGAUUCACUCAAUUAUCCUCUUUUGGUUUCCGCUCAAAAUUUUAGAGCACGAUUCUCCCUUCAUGAACGGUCAGGGAAAUGACUACUUGUUUGUAGGAAACAUGGUCUACACAUACGUGGUAGUUACAGUUUGUCUAAAGGCUGGAAUGGAGACCACCGCUUGGACCAGGUUUUCCCACCUGGCUGUAUGGGGGAGCAUGGCGCUCUGGAUGGUCUUCUUCGCCGUCUACUCUGUGAUCUGGCCCUCCAUCCCCAUCGCCCCCGACAUGCGGGGCCAGGCUGGCAAAGUGAUGCAGUGCUGGCACUUCUGGUUGGGCCUGGUCCUGGUGCCUACUGCGUGUUUACUCAAAGACUUCGCCUGGACAGCCACUCGCCGCACUGUGAGGAAGUCUCUGCUGGAGGAGGUGCAGGAGCUGGAGGCGCGGGCCGUCGACCCGGGGGCGGCUGUACUGCGGGACGCCAGCGGUCGCAGUCUAAACGAACGAGCCCAUCUGUUGACAAGAGUCUUUAGGAAAACACCUUCCAGUGUGGGACGCUCGAACUCGGUGCAGCAGACUGUGUCUCACGGCUACGCCUUCUCUCAGGAAGAGCACGGUGUGGUGUCCCAGUCCCAGGUGGUGCGCUCCUACGACACCACCCGCCAGCGCCCCAGCCUCUAGCCCCACGCCCGGCCGCGGCGCCGGCUCACCGUAGCAAAGGUCGUCCAGGCGGCAGCAGAGACGGACUGAAAGUGGCAGCGCUCAAACGCCGGGCGACCCACCCCUGCUGCUGUGGCCUUACCGGAACUGUGACCUGACCCCUCUCUCCAGACGGGGUGGGAGGGGGUCACGCUCAGGCGUGGAGGCCGCCGCUUGACGCAUGAGAGGACUGACUUGGGAGAAGGGACCAGGCCGAAUAUUACGGAAUAAGACAAUGUUCAAUUCUCAAAACGCUGCACAGGCAUGAGGCGAUGGCAUUCAUGCACAGACCUGGCUCAGAGACUGCUCCUCCCACCUGUAUACCCCCCCUUCCUCCCCCCAGGACUGGGUCUGCUUCAUGCCACUGUGUGUCAACGUGAGCGUGCGUGCGGUCCAGUGCAUUUGUAUCUGCCUGUGCAUGUAUGUCUGCACGCAUUGGCGCUCCCUGUUUUUGUGUGCAUGUGUGUGUCUGUCCACGUGUGUGUCGGCCUCCCCCCCUCGCGAGGAGAGGGGGUUCAGCUCAUCUGUCAUCACAUGCCAACGCGGAAGGGGAUGUCAAAAUAAACGCACAAACGCUCGCAUACAUACAGGCACAGAUGAAUUCCUUUAAAAAAAAAAAAAAAAAAAAGGGAAGGAGGGGUGAGCAUAGACUUGCUCCAUCGCAGCAUCGAGCCUCACUGCCAAACGCCACAGAAAUGCCACUGAGGCAGAACGCUCGCCGGACCACCGCCCCUCCGCCGCCCCUCCUACAUUAUCAAACACCCCCUCUGGCUUGUCUCUCCCUCGCCUUCAUCCGCCGUAUCUCCGCAUCUCGCCGUCGCCCUGCAGCCUCCACGUCUCUCCUCUCCUGCAGCCCAUCUCCGUUUUUAACAAAUCCACUUUUUUUUUUUUUUUUUUCCUUCCUGUUUUUAAUUCUGACCGCUCCUGUGAUUCCUGAUGCUGCCUGGCACGCACCGUCAGCUGAUGUAGAAGCAGCAUGCCUGGCAUCGGCGCUUCCUCCUCCUCCUUCGGUUGUGUUGAAUUCUCACUCUUUACUGGACUGUUUCUUUUUUUAUUAUUCUUAUUAUUAAAGUGAACAUUGUGUAUGUGUUUAUAAUUUUAUUCUUUGACAUUAAUGCCUGUUUUUUGUACUCAUGUCUUAGAGGGAAUAUUUUACUUGAACUAGUCCUAAUAGGCAUCCAAACACACGGGGUUUGAUUGAGACGCUCGCGUGGCUCGUGUUUUCCGGCUCUGGCAUUCGUCUGAAAGUGGAGUUCAUUGUGUGUGUGCUCUGUGUCGAGGACAAUCCAGUUCAGGAAUGUAAAGACUGAGGGGUGGGGUGGAUUGUCCAGCUGAGUCCUAAUCAUUAAAUCUAAUCAAUCCAUGGCCUG
Salarias fasciatus (jewelled blenny) is the source of this 5278-nucleotide messenger RNA. RefSeq names its product ATPase phospholipid transporting 8A2 (gene atp8a2). The coding region runs from base 213 to 3890 and encodes 1225 amino acids. Gene Ontology annotation, molecular function: ATP binding; ATPase-coupled intramembrane lipid carrier activity; ATP hydrolysis activity. NCBI's taxonomy places the organism in Eukaryota, Metazoa, Chordata, Actinopteri, Blenniiformes, Blenniidae. The record is from RefSeq and is a predicted model, not a curated record. Gene Ontology annotation, cellular component: plasma membrane; trans-Golgi network. The transcript is spliced from 37 exons. Gene Ontology annotation, biological process: phospholipid translocation; neuron development.